CGGGCAGGCGAGAGGUGUGGGGCGCUCGCUGAGGAGUCGGCGGCGAGGUCCUCGGGGCUUGGCGGCGGCGACAGCGGAGGAGGGCGGGGAGGCGAAGGACGAGCGAGCCGCAGCAGGGAUGAGGGGAGACUCAUACUUCUUUGGAAUGCGAGGCCUCGGUCACUAUGGCUGCAUCCCGGAGGACGGAGGACCAUUCUUACUCUACUCUAUAAAUGGAGACAACAAUUUAAAGAGAUGUUUUGCAGAGGAAGAUUUUCAUGAAAUAAUUGACUUCAACGAUCUCCCGAAUUCUCUCUUUGCUUGUAAUGUUCACCAGUCUGUGUUUGAAGAUGAGGACAGUAAGGAAAAAUUUGAAGGCUUGUUCCGUGCCUAUGACGACUGCGUGACAUUCCAGCUGUUUAAAAGCUUCAGGCGUGUGCGGAUAAAUUUUAGUAGUCCCAAAUCAGCUGCUCGUGCCAGAAUAGAGCUGCAUGAAACACAGUUCAGAGGGAAGAAGUUAAAGUUGUAUUUUGCACAGAUUCAGACUUCUGAGACAGAUGGCGACAAGCUUCAUUUGGCACCACCACAGCCUGCAAAACAGUUUCUCAUCUCGCCUCCAGCCUCCCCACCUGUAGGGUGGCAACCGAUAGAUGAUGCAACACCUGUCAUCAACUACGACCUCCUUUACGCAGUUUCUAAGCUAGGACCAGGAGAGAAAUACGAGCUGCACGCAGGAACAGAGUCCACUCCCAGCGUGGUAGUGCAUGUCUGUGACAGCGACAUGGAAGAAGACGAGGACCCAAAGAAUUCUCCAAAGCCAAAAAUCAUUCAAACUCGACGCCCUGGUCUGCCACCUCCUGUAUCUAACUGAGCCUCUCCGGCAGAAGCAGCACUUCUCUCCUCCAGCACAGCUCUUGGUUUUUGUUUGCUUUGUUUUGUUGAAAGGCAGCCAUUGCCUUUUGAGUACCAGGACAUUAAACUCAUUGAAAUCCCUUCACAGUAAUCAAGCCUAUGUAAUAAAAGGGCUAGGAAAAAGAUCUUUGUAUAUGUAACCAUAUCGCACACCAACUAAUAAGAUUUUUCUGGAAAGGACAAAACAAGGCUGAAGAAACAAGGGAGGGUUUCAGUCUGAGGAUUUUUUCACAGCUGUAACUUGCGUGCUGAAACACCACUACCAGAGAGUUUGUUCAGGGUGGGCAAUUAGGCCGGUAUCAGGCUUGAUAUUCAAACUCCCAGUAUACUUGCUACUGCCCUUCAUCAAGCAGCCUGCUCCUCUGACCUCCUCAGUUGCCCAGCAGACCUUAGUC
This is a messenger RNA of Gymnogyps californianus (California condor), 1286 nucleotides long. It is a transcript of the gene RCAN2, whose product is annotated as regulator of calcineurin 2. Bases 119 to 850 code for a protein of 243 amino acids. The record is from RefSeq and is a predicted model, not a curated record. Gene Ontology annotation, biological process: calcium-mediated signaling. Gene Ontology annotation, molecular function: nucleic acid binding; calcium-dependent protein serine/threonine phosphatase regulator activity. Lineage: Eukaryota; Metazoa; Chordata; Aves; Accipitriformes; Cathartidae. Gene Ontology annotation, cellular component: cytoplasm; nucleus. The transcript is spliced from 5 exons.